Molecule: messenger RNA, 981 nt
Organism: Paramecium tetraurelia
Lineage: Eukaryota; Ciliophora; Oligohymenophorea; Peniculida; Parameciidae
Exons: 4
Source: RefSeq, a predicted model, not a curated record
AUGGGAAAUAAAAUCCAAAUCCAACUCAACUCUAAAUUCUAUUUUCCAAACCAAGCCAUAUAAGGGAUUGUUAUUAUAGAGGAAUCUGAAUAUACUUUGAAGGAGAUCUCUAAACUGUAUGUUCAUUUGUAAGGCGAGGAAACUUGGGAAAAAGGGUUAGCAUGUGUCGAAUCAAACAAUUUUAACAUAUUCUACUCUCAAUUCAAGUUGCUAUUAGAUAUCAAUGAUGAACGGAACCCAGAGGAUUAGAAAUUGAAAAUCACAAAAACGAUUGCAAUUCCAUUCACUUAUUCAUUACCUGAUAAUCUCAUAGGUUCUAUGUAAAGAGAAAAGGAUUUCAAAUUAAGGAUUGAUUACAACAUAUCUUUGAUUGCUGAGACUUUAAAAUUAGAUCGGAUCACUCUCAAGAAACUGCCAGUCAUCAUCAACCAAAAUGCUGUUAGACAGAAUAUUGUUAAAAGUAUUUCGAAUAGUAAUGUCAUACGUGGAUAUUUAAAUAAGCCAUAAGGAAUAUCUAAAUUAGAGUGUAAAUAUAGUGGAGAAGAAUUUUCGUUUGGUGAUUAAAUUAACUUAGAAAUAAGUAUUGAUCUGAGGGAAAGCAAGCAAUACAUUUAAGAAAUAGUAAUGUCAUUAAAUAAGAGAACCACAAUUAUGGCUAAAGAACCAAAAGUUAUUGUAGAAUAAAUAUCCAAAUUGAGUUUACCAGGAGUUAUCUAAGGAAUUGUUUAAACAAUUAAAAAGUCAAUCCUGCUCUUUGAUUUUCACAACCGGAUGGAACUUUCAACAACUGGAUAAUUAAUCAAAGUGGAUUACUUAAUCAGAAUACAAGCCUAUUCAACAUUAUUCAAUAUCAAUAAUAAUGAUUUAAGAAUUGAUAUUCCUAUCAAUAUCUUCCAGAGAAUAAUCAAGUUACCCGACCUAAAGUUUGAACCCAAUUAGAUUAAGAAUCUAUCCAAGCUCUAUGAUGUCGUAAGACUUUGA